AUGAAAAAUUUAGCCGGGCUGAAAAUCUACAAUUUUUAUCGAAUUUCAGUCAAAACAAAUCAAUUCACACCUCAUAAAGCUAUACCACCAAUUAAUUUAAAUGCACAGGAUUCGUUUUUGAUCAAUUAUGGAGGACGCCGAUCUCUUAGAACAAAGAUAUUGGGAGAAAAGUGCGUUAGACAUCUUUCCAACCGUUCUGCAAAUUCAGGUGUCUUUGAACUGCUCAAAGUACGAAAUCGUUUUUCAAAAAUGUAUGAAAAUGUGGCUUUCCUUGAAACUCUUCCGACCGAGAGUGACAUCAGCUGUUCUAGUCAACGGCUGAUGCUUUAUAACGGGAUCAUAGCACAAGCCCACUCGGGUACAUAUCAUCUUCUUCCCAUGGGAUUAAGAGCGUUGAACAAGCUUAAGAAGGUCAUCAAUGAUGGGAUGGAGAGUAUCGGAGCUCAGGAGCUUGCCCUUCCCUGCCUGACACCUGGUGAUCUCUGGAAAACUUCAGGGCGCUGGGAUACAACAGGUUCAGAACUAUUCAAAUUGAAAGAUCGUCACAAUAUAGACCACUGCCUUGGCCCAACUCAUGAAGAGGUCAUUACUUCAUUAGUGGCAACACAUACAAAUCUAUCGCACCGACAACUGCCAAUCAAGUUGUUUCAGAUAACUAGAAAGUUUCGAGAUGAGAUGGCCCCAAAGUAUGGAUUGCUGCGAGGAAGGGAGUUUGAAAUGAAAGAUCUCUACACUUUUGAUUCCAACCCUGCGGAUGCAAAAGUCACAUAUGAGGAAGUGUGUGGUGCCUAUGAUGGUAUUUUUAAAAGGCUUGGCCUUAAAUUUGUCAAAGUUGUCGGUGAUACUGGGAACAUUGGAGGUCAGUUGUCUCACGAGUAUCAUCUGACGGCUGAUGUGGGUGAGGACAAUCUAGUCACGUGUAAAAGAUGUGACUUCGGUGCUAAUGAAGAAAUGAUUGAUAAGGAUAACCUAGAGAAACAUAAAUGUCAUAAACCAGGAUGUGACACAGAUUUUACUUUCACAAAAGGUAUCGAAGUGGGACAUGCUUUCCUUCUUGGUACUAAGUAUUCCAAGCUGUUCAAGGCAGCUUUCCUCAAUGAAAAACAGAAAAGGGUUACAACCGAGAUGGGCUGCUACGGUCUCGGAGUGACUCGCAUCCUUGCCGCAGUCGUGGAAGUCUUAUCAGAAGGGAACAAGAUCAGAUGGCCAAAGCUGAUGGCUCCCUAUCAGAUAUGUAUCAUACCGCAAAAGGAGGGUUUUAAAUCCGAGGUGACCAAUCAAUUGGCUGAGAACUUGUACGAUGCACUGACCUCUAUCCGGGCACUGCGAUCAGAAGUAGUCAUUGACGACAGAACGCAGCUGUCUAUAGGAAAGCGAGUUUACCAUGCCAAUAGGCUUGGAUAUCCAUUCACAGUAGCUGUUGGGAAAAAGGCUCUUGAGACUCCACCCAAGUACGAGCUGACGAAUACAUACACUGGAGAGACGCAGUACUUAGAAAUGAAUGAGGUAUUGGAGGCGCUGUCUCAGCUUGAAACAUUAUGACAACAGAGACAGUGAUUUGAUACGGAUGUUUUCAUUGCGACCUCUUACGUGUUUGAGGAGCUCCAGCCUUGUCUAUAUGUAUGCAGAUAUGCAGUGCAUGUACUCAACUGU
Molecule: messenger RNA, 1653 nt
Organism: Lineus longissimus
Lineage: Eukaryota; Metazoa; Nemertea; Pilidiophora; Heteronemertea; Lineidae
Product: probable proline--tRNA ligase, mitochondrial
Exons: 13
Coding region: 1-1542 (513 amino acids)
Biological process (GO): prolyl-tRNA aminoacylation
Cellular component (GO): mitochondrion; cytoplasm
Molecular function (GO): ATP binding; proline-tRNA ligase activity
Source: RefSeq, a predicted model, not a curated record